AUGGGUCUACCUACGCCUCCAACAACUUCUCAUAGAGAGAAAGAACACCGGACUCUUGGAAGCCGUUCUCAUGGCGUGAUUUUUUCGAAGGAGAACCGAAUCCAUAGUCUGUCAGCACCUCCUCAGGGUCCCAGUUGUAGUAGCGCACUACAAAGCCGCCCAAUAAAGUCUAUACUCAAACCCACCCAACCUCUUCUUCCUCUUCAUCAGGAAGAAAUCCGUGAAGAGACACCUGAACCCGUUAACCCGCUUGACGACCCCAUUUAUCUUCAAACUCCUAUAUCAACAAUCAUCUCCCAAUCCGCCACUCUACCCGAGCUCAUUCGGGCAUACUCUGUACUUACGGCGAGGAUACGGCCCUACGUCAAUGACUGGACUGAUUGCUCAUCACCGUUGUUCGAGCCAUUACGCGCCAACAGCGAUGUUCUUUGCGACCGUGUAUGCCGCGACGUGCGUCGUGCUUUGGAGGAUGCAUUAAUUGGAGAUGACGAGGAGGAGGUGCAGAAGGAGUAUCAACUUCCUUCCCCAACAAAAAGCCCGAAGAAAAAGAAGAGGGGCAUGACGGCGGAACAAGCCAAGCAUGCGCGAGAUCUUUGUAACAUCUGUCAUUCCGUUCUGAAAUUCCUCGGAUUGCUUUUCUCUCUGCCUGAUUUAUCCCCAUUUUUUACAGUCCGGCAACGAACUGAAAUGUUGAGCGGCAUCCUCUCUAUUCCUCUUGCAACAGAUCUGCCUACACCGAAUGCUCGAAAAACUUAUGCUCUGUCCAUUUACGUGAUUCAGUCACUGCGACUACCCGACACUGUUCUUCUUCCUGCCCGAGAUUCCAUCGCCUUUGCCUUGGGUCGUGGCAUAGAUGGAGAAUUAGGAAAGGAAGGUAAGAAAGGCUCAGCUAGUGAUGGUCUCAAGGCGAUUCACGACCUUGCGAUAUAUCAACCGGCCACUUUUGUCCCUGCUUUCGUCAUUUUGACGGAUUCCAUCCUUAGAAACCUUCUUGCCCCAACUCUGACCCUUCGGGUCCAAGCCUGUCAUGCUCUUGGUGGUCUGGCACAAGGUGUCAUUUCAAUUCCCCUUUCUCACAUCCAUUCGCGUAUAUCGUUGCAAAUAGUGCAGUUCCUUCUUACUCCGUCGACGCGCGCUUCACCGAAGAAGAAGAGCGGUAGCCCGACACCUGCAACACAAGAAUCUGAUAUUUGUCGAACGCUGCGAACGACAUUGAAUACUGAAGAUCCCUUGCAUGUCGCUCAAGGUCCUGUUUGGGCGUUACAUGUCUUGGGAUGCUUCAUUGUACUUCUUGGUUCUGCAUUCAAGACCGACAUGCGAUUAGUCAGGACCAUCACGAAUUUGCUCACACUGACAAUGCGGCACAAAAAAGUCGCGGUGCGCAAACUAGCCUGUGUUGUUUGGAGGUCUAUCACUUGGUCCUGGCACCAGCUCCCACUACCAUCCCUCGGGGACGAAGAGUGUACGGUGGUACCCUCAAAAUCUGAGCAGCAAAUGGUUAGCAAAAAGCAAUGGUGCUUGAUUGAAUUGGUCCUCAACAUGGGUGUCGGUGUGGGCACUUGUUGUGCUAUUGUUGGGAACGAACUGGGUCCAGCAGAGCGUAUCCGUCUUGAGAGAAUACUUACUUUGAUGAUGAAUAGGGGUGAUGACUCUAGGGAUUGUGCACUACGCUGUAUCAAACAGCUCGUGAGCCUCGAGCAACGGGUGUCAUCUUGGGAUAUCGACAAUCUCCUUUCCAGAAACUUCUUGUCCGGAAUACCAGGUGUUCUCAACGCUGACUAUCAAGACUUGACGAGGCCGCUUCAGAAUAUACUUGAGGAGCUGCCCCACGUCCGUGAUCUACGCCCGUUGAACAAAGAUGAGCUACUCGAACUCGAUACCAUGGGUUUGUUCCUCGAGUUGUGGGGCAGUGCGAUAGGCAUCCGUAAUGGACAACAUAAUAACGAAGACUUGCUAAUCGAAACAUGGGAUGCCAUACUCAAGGCGGUGACGACGUUGGCAGAAGACGAAGAUGACGAAGCUGAAUCAAAAGCAGCACUAAACCUCUGCAGCACUCUUUACGACAGUCUUCGGAUGGGAUCUAAAGAAGAGAGCAAGACUUCUGACUCUGAUGGUCACACAAUGAAGCAGGAACAGAACUUCGACCUUGGAAAGAAAUUGCGAAUGGUUCGACGUGCUUGGACGUCCUUGUGUAACGUAUUACCAAAUGGUGUUCUAGCUGACUACGGGACACAGCUGCUUGCACAACUCGUCCAAUCCGAUGAUGAUGAGCUCAGCGAGAUCGACGACAGCGUACGGGAAGAGUGGGCUGCACUUUGUGUUGAUCUUGUUCUGUCUUCUGAAGAUUCGUCGAAAGUGCUGUCUGCGUUUUGGACCCAAGUAGACUCGAAGUGGAAUUGGUCGGCAACGGUACGCACCAUCGUUUGGACUAAAUUUGUCCAGACAUGGCAGGAGAGCAAACGAGAUACUUGGGAUGGGUCACUUGUUCUGUUGAGCGCUCCUUUCUGCAGUGUCACUGUUUGGGACCUCAAUAACGACGAGCUUUCAACGUGGGAAAGGUUCUUGGCCUUCAUUGUAAAUCGAGGUUUCGAUUAUGGUUACGAUUGCGUCGCUGUGGUAGGCCUAAUCGCGGAGAGGCUCCAAGAGAAAUGCAACCCGACUUUCACAUCGCUUACUCGCAUCGCGGAUAUGCUGAUGACUCACGCUCGUGAUUCGUUCAGAGAGAUCCUGAACCUUCCAGAAAGUCUGAUGGACUUCAUCGCGGAUACGUUAAACCAAAGCUAUCCACCCUCACCUUCCACAGGUUUUUCGUCUUUGUGGAUGAUCCGGUCUCUUGGUCAUCUCAUCGAUUCAUGUCCUGAACAGCUGUGCCUCAGUCUGUUGGAAACCCUCCAGGAAUCCAUUGUUCUUUGGAUCUCGGAUGAGCGAUCUGGGGUUACGGACUCUUAUGAUGAUAUCGUAACGUUCUAUGAGAAUUAUCUCAUGAGACUCGCGGAAGUCAUUCCUCCUACCCAGGAAUAUAUGCAACAGUUUGCGCCUAUACUCGAUGCCAUAUUCAUAGGUCCUCAGAAACCUGUGGCCGCUUUCGACGCUUUCGAUACCUUCUGGCACACGACUCAAUUUUCGGUAAAUGUACCGCCUCAGGCCUGGCCCAAGAAGGUGUAUGAGUACAUUUACGGCGCACCUGCAAUUUCGGCCGCCCCCUCUCCCAAAUCUCCAUAUCCUGUCGAGGAAACUCAUGUGGGAGAAGAUACACCCGAAGAAGGCGUCGAAUCUGUCGUCAGUUCGAAGAAAAGCAGAACAGAGGAAGCUUCUUCUUUACACGACUCAGAACCUUGUUUGUUCAGCUCUCCCGCGCUUGAGUUCCCUGCCUCCCCAUAUCCCAGCCAUUCCAGGAAAAUUGAAGCCGAAAACGCCGGAAGUGAUAUCAGGCUUCUCUUGCCUGCCCCACCAAUUCUAUCGACUCCCCCGCGCGCAUCCAGAGCGAAACUGCGUAUUGCUGGAGCACCUAAUUCUCCUCCGCCGCUACUGCAUACCCCUGGUGAAUCAAGUUUGGUAUUUGCUCGCAGGUUUGAGCCUUUGUUUUCCCCGAAGACUCCAUCCAGCAAGUCAAAACAUGUUUCACAACUUGCCUUAUCUCCCACCAUUAAACCCCUUCCUCCUGUGAGUCCUGUCGCUAGUCCCAACAAGAAGCGACGUGUAUCAGACUCAAAUAAGGAGAACCUUUCUCCGUGCCCAACGAGAUACUCACCCCAGUAUCGUGGCCGUGAUGUUCAGAGUUCACCCUCACGCCUUUUAUCGGGGAAUGACAGAAAACGUAUGUUUGACAGUGUUGAGGAUGGAACCGCAUGUCCAGAGCAAGUGAAAGUGGAGAGGCCGACGAAGAGGGUGAGAAUAAGUACGCCAAUACCGCCAUUGGCCUUACCUCUUCCUGCGGGACCGAUAUCUUCUUCGCUAGAAGCUGCUGAUUUCGAUCUUGCUUUGUGCUCUCCUUCGUCAUCAUCCUCCAAAGCAAUGUCUUCAAAGUCGUCCUCACCCUCCUCAUCUUCACUUGACUCUACCGUGGAUACCAACAAUGCGGCUACCUUAUGCCGAACUACAUCCAUAUCUAAGAAGCGUAAAGCUUUACUCAUGGACUGUGUCGAGAUCGUGAGGAUCACCCCUUCGAUAUUGGGUCAGGCGAUGAAGACACCCACGCAUCGGAUGACAAGGAAGGUCUCGAUAGGCAAACGAAAGACCGUGACGAUAGCUUCCCCUGUUCAAGGCCCAGAUGCGGAAGGGGAUUUAGAUCCAGAAUUCUCGAACUUGAGCAUGUCUUCAGAGUCUGAUUCGGACUAUGGGUCCGACCCCGAUAACCUGCGUAGUGAAAAGCAACUCUCGUCCGACGAUGACCCGCAUUUGGGUCAAGUAACGCCGGGGCACUUGAUCUCGCCUACUCUCAGGCGAGUGCGCGGAUUACAUCGUAACCUUGAUGGAGAGAUGGAAGCGGAAGAUGAAUUGCCCAGCAGUGAUGAUUCUGAUUGUUCAUUCAGUGAUCGCGGCGAAAGGCGCUCACGACAGUUGAGCCCGUCGAGGGAGGUGGUGUUGAGGAGGAUACAGAGGAGUCUGAGUGGGACGGCGAGGGCUGUGGUUACACCUUGCGUCGGUUCGAGGGAUUACUCGACCUGA
This is a messenger RNA of Lentinula edodes (shiitake mushroom), 4668 nucleotides long. RefSeq lists its product as uncharacterized. Bases 1 to 4668 code for a protein of 1555 amino acids. Lineage: Eukaryota; Fungi; Basidiomycota; Agaricomycetes; Agaricales; Omphalotaceae. The record is from RefSeq and is a predicted model, not a curated record. The transcript is spliced from 7 exons.